UUUGGACAUCCUCAGUUAUGCUUUGAGGCUCCCCAUACUUGUUCACUACCAAUCUUUGCAUUGCUGGAAAGUGAAGUAAGAGGCAAGCAUACUUGAAAACAAGCGCUUAGAACUUCUAUAUGCUUUUCAUUGAAAAGUUAUGUUUCACGCCUUGAAACCAGUAUAACUUGAUUUGAUUUUGUAAAAAGGUCGAAAUUCGAAGAGACCAGUUUUCCUCUGGAGUUUAUAGGUCUCAACUAAUUUUGUUUUGCAAACUAUAACUAGAAUUAAUAGAUCGUCGCCCAAGCAUUAUCUGAUUUCGCUUUUUCUUUUACAAGUUUCUUUGACUCCUAUAAUAGAAAUCAAUAAGCCUAUCGCAUUUUAUCUUGGCUUCCACUAUAAUAAGGAUACAAACUUCAUUUAGAAUAAUCCGCAUCUCUUGUUAAGCUUUUCGUUUUCUUGUUUAUUGCACCCGACCCAUCCUCUCAUUCUACGUUUUUUUGUUCUUCCCCUUUUUCACUAUGAAUAAAGACGAAAAAAAUGCUGCAUAUUACUAUCGAAAAAAAAAUUCUUCUUCUACUAAUGUAAAACCCGUAUUAGCUCGUACACAGUCUGAUUUGUCUGGUUUUGGUGAAAAUGAAUUUAGAAGUUUGACUCCAUCUAGAAUGGCCCCGAAGCCACCUUCUAUCAACACGAAUGUUCAAAAAGAACCGUUUGGUUCUGGUUCUAGUUCAUUCGCAGCUUCUCGUACAAAUUCUCGGACACCAUUAGGAUCUCGACAGACAAGUUCAAACUCUAUACAGAAAUUACACUCAUACUCUUCUGUUGACUCCCGGCAAAGCGAUGAGAAACCUCAAAAGAAAUCCGCUUUCGAAAGUUUCGUCUCGAGUAUGAGUUCUUUGCUUACUGGAGGAAGUGGCAGUAGUCCAACGAACUUACAUGCUUCUGGUGCGAGUAGCCCAAGAAAAUCAACAAUUAUAUCUUCUCCUUUUGAUCCGAAGCAUGUAACUCAUGUUGGUUUUAAUUAUGAAACUGGUGAAUUUACGGGCAUGCCUACCGAAUGGCAGGCACUUUUGAAGGUCAGUGGAAUUACGAAAUCUGAACAAGUUCAACAUCCGCAGGCUGUACUUGAUGCCAUGGCUUUUUACUCACAGUCGAAAAAAUAUUUAGAGAAUGGCACUAGUCCUCCUUUCCCUAGAGAUAGUGUGGAACGAUCUGCCGUUCCUUCUCCAAUUUCGAGCAUUUCAAGCGGUGCUUCUUCGCCAGUUCAAACUCGUAACGCUUUGCCCAGUAAUCUUCAACCAUCUCGUCCGGCACCGACUCCUCCAGUAAGCACGGGUGUCAAUUCCUCUAUUGCAUCGCCGAAGCCUGUUAAAUCCCCCAAACAAUUUACGUCUCAUCAAUCCUCUCCGUUGGCAUCAAAGAAGCCUGCCAAUCAAGUUUUAAGGAGUCACUCGCCAGUAUUGCUUCCUUCGCCUAGUUUGAGCUCUGUUCAGCCAAAACAAAUUCGUCCAAAUAAUACACCUCAAACCCGCCAUAAUGAGUCGCCAGCAAAGCAGAUUACAGCUCAACCGCCUUCAACGGAAGCUGUGACUACCCAACGAGUGCAAAAACGUGGUGCUCGUCAACAACCAAAUGAUGCAGCAACUAUAGCUAAAUUGCAGUCAAUCUGCAAUAAAGAAAAUCCUACCCUUCUUUACCGAAAUUUUACCAAGAUUGGACAAGGUGCUUCUGGUGAUGUAUUUUCGGCUCGCCAGGUUGGCACGAACUUGUCUGUUGCUAUUAAGAAAAUGAAUAUCAAUCAACAGCCCAAGAAAGAAUUCAUCGUAAAUGAAAUCCUGGUGAUGAAAUCGCAUCAUCACAAGAAUAUUGUAAACUUCAUUGAUACAUUCUUUUUCAAAUCUGAGCUUUGGAUGAUAAUGGAAUAUAUGCGAGGCGGAAGCUUGACUGAAGUUGUUACGAACAAUACAUUAACAGAAGGCCAAAUGGCUACGAUUUGUAGAGAAACUUUGGAAGGUUUGAGGCAUCUGCAUCGAAAUGGUAUUGUUCAUCGCGAUAUUAAAUCCGAUAAUAUUUUGCUAUCCUUGCAAGGAGACGUUAAGUUGACUGACUUUGGAUUUUGUGCCCAAAUUAAUAGUCAGAUGUCGAAGCGUACAACUAUGGUGGGUACUCCGUACUGGAUGGCACCCGAAGUUGUUACGAGGAAAGAAUAUGGUUUUAAGGUGGAUGUCUGGAGUUUGGGUAUUAUGGCUAUUGAAAUGGUAGAGGGGGAACCUCCUUAUCUAAAUGAAAAUCCUCUACGAGCUUUAUAUCUAAUUGCUACAAUCGGCACUCCAAAGGUUAGCAGAUCGGAACUUCUGAGUUCGGCGUUUAAUGACUUUCUCACAAAGUCUCUUAAUGUUAAUCCAAAGAUACGUCCUAGUUCAGAAGAGCUUUUGAGACACCCGUUUUUGAAAAAAUCUGUCCCUCUUACUUCUCUCAUUCCUUUAAUCAAGUCUAUUCAUCGUGCUAGAUAAUUCGGUUCUUACAGCAAUUCAUUUUAGAAAGUAGUUGAAGCGAUUCAACCUACAUAAUUUAUUGCUUUGUUUUUUUUUCUCAAAGUUUGUAAUUAUACAUUAUGAUUUAUGAGCUAACGACUAAUUACUCUACGUCUUUUAUUUUCUUUGUUUUCUCAUUUUUUACUGAGUUUGGGUAUUAUGCAAAUACUUUUCUGAUUACUUAACAAUUGAACCCGAUUAUUUUUGUAAAUAAACUACUUGCGUUGUUUGUGGGUUUCCAAAUUGCCUCGAUAGUCUGGUUCGUAUAUGUAAAGAAUAAAUGGCAUAAAUUGUUUUUUCUCUUUUUCUUUUGUGAGACACGGGUUUAGUGACUAUAUUUGGAAGACAAGAAAAAAAAAUAAGAAAAAGAAAAAAGAAAAAAAACAGAAGAAAAAAGGUUACAACAAGGACUCAGUCCUCUAUUUGGGAUAAAAUAUUUGUAUAGUGUAUGAUACUUUGAAUAUUGAAAAAAAGAAAAACAUAUUUGAAUCUUUUUAUGCUUUCCAGGAAAGAAUUCAGAAAUAUAUAGCAAAUGAAUAAGUAAUUUCACAAAACUCAUGAUUAAAAGCACCUCUUUUGUUUCUAACUUGCACUUCGUUUCAUUCUCUCGUACUAUUACACACCCUUACCUUAUCAUUAGGAAUUUACCAAAAACUAGCCUUUGGUUCCUGUUCCUUUAAAACACUAGAGA
Molecule: messenger RNA, 3207 nt
Organism: Schizosaccharomyces octosporus yFS286
Lineage: Eukaryota; Fungi; Ascomycota; Schizosaccharomycetes; Schizosaccharomycetales; Schizosaccharomycetaceae
Product: STE/STE20/PAKA protein kinase Shk1
Exons: 4
Coding region: 501-2495 (664 amino acids)
Biological process (GO): regulation of MAPK cascade; intracellular signal transduction; protein phosphorylation
Cellular component (GO): cytoplasm
Molecular function (GO): protein serine/threonine kinase activity; ATP binding
Source: RefSeq, a predicted model, not a curated record